Durio zibethinus is the source of this 1255-nucleotide messenger RNA. RefSeq names its product putative NAD(P)H dehydrogenase (quinone) FQR1-like 1. Lineage: Eukaryota; Viridiplantae; Streptophyta; Magnoliopsida; Malvales; Malvaceae. Gene Ontology annotation, cellular component: membrane. Gene Ontology annotation, molecular function: FMN binding; NAD(P)H dehydrogenase (quinone) activity. The record is from RefSeq and is a predicted model, not a curated record.
AUGAAUAACUCGGUUCUAUCAUCAAAGUAAAGAUAAUGAAAAUUUAAUGGAGAUUAUUCUGUUAGUUAGCAACAAACCAAAAUAAAGUGAUUGUGAAACAUGAACUACCAUUGAAAUUAUAUAAUUAGGAGAAAACUUGAUGGCUUUUUUCUUUUGAGGCAUGUGGUCCCGUCAUCCAUUAUUAUUGUAGUCCAUUUCUUUGUGCUUAUAAUUUACAAAGUCAAAGUGGCUUUCAUUUUCAUGGCUUCCAGUGCUUACUGAUAAGCUCAUAAAUAGUUCUUCAAGGUCACUUUUCUUUCAUCUAGAAAGAAAUUGUUUAUAUGUGUACAUGAUAUGGAUGUGGCAGAACUGUGUUUUUUAUGCGUUCCAACAUAGAUAACAAAACAUCCGCAAUUCGUCUUCCCUUGUUGUCCGGUUACUAUUCGAUGUACGGACAUGUUGAGAAGCUGGCACAGGAGAUUAAGAAAGGGGCUGCAUCAGUUGGGGGAGUAGAAGUCAAACUCUGGCAGGUACCUGAAACACUACCAGAGGAAGUUCUUGGAAAGAUGGGUGCACCACCAAAGACUGAUGUCCCUGUUAUUACACCAGAUGAGCUUGCUGAGGCUGAUGGUGUUUUUUUUGGCUUUCCCACUAGAUUUGGGAUGAUGGCUGCACAGUUUAAAACCUUCAUGGAUGCAACUGGUGGUUUAUGGAGAACUCAAGCACUUGCAGGCAAACCUGCUGGAAUUUUCUACAGCACUGGGUCCCAAGGAGGUGGACAAGAGACUACCCCCUUAACUGCAAUCACUCAACUUGUUCACCAUGGAAUGAUAUUUGUGCCCAUUGGGUAUACUUUUGGUGCUGGUAUGUUUGAGUUGGAGAAAGUGAAGGGUGGAAGCCCUUAUGGUGCUGGAACUUUUGCUGGGGAUGGCUCGAGACAGCCAUCUGAGUUAGAGCUAGAGCUGGCUUUCCACCAGGGGAAGUAUUUCGCUGGCAUUGCAAAGAAGCUCAGGGGAACAGCUUGAUUUUUCCCUUACCAAACUAGAACUAUUCAGCCUUAUAAACAUGUCUUAUUUUCUUUCUAUUUUACUUGUUCCAAAUAUUUCUUCUUCAUAGAAUAAUAUAUGCUUGAUUGGGGUGGAUUUGUUUGUCACAAAUUUACAGUAAUUCUUCAAGACACUGGCUAGGUAUCAAUGAUGAAAGUUUCAUUUAAGAAACUUUUUCUCAUUCGCCUCAUUGAUAAUGUCAUUAUUCCUAUCCUAAAGCAAUAAUAUAA